This is a messenger RNA of Trametes versicolor FP-101664 SS1, 684 nucleotides long. RefSeq lists its product as uncharacterized. The transcript has 5 exons. NCBI's taxonomy places the organism in Eukaryota, Fungi, Basidiomycota, Agaricomycetes, Polyporales, Polyporaceae. Bases 1 to 684 code for a protein of 227 amino acids. The record is from RefSeq and is a predicted model, not a curated record.
AUGGCCGGCUACGAGACAUCAAUAGUUCAACUGAAGACCCGAAGCAUCCGCAAGGUUCCCAGGCGAUGGACCAAACGUGUGGAAUCCGCGCCUCCAUGCGGCAAGAACGACGACGGCUCGCGAUAUGCCCGGCUGGCGCGGACAGGGGAGAUGCGCGACGGGGCAUGGAGCACCUCCGCGUGGUAUGGGCGACGGCUGGCUGCAAAUGUGAUAUGGGCCGCUAUGCGCGGGGAUAACUCUCAUUCCGACGCAAAAUCGUUCAUACCGACGCACACGAAAAACUUUGUCCGCACGAACACGUCGCCCUCGCAGUACACGACCAGGUUCGAAACGCCGUGCUCUGCGCGAUGUGGACCGGUUCAAGAAGUUGUGGGGACCACGCUACAUCGUGCCAACAGGACGACGUCGCGAAGGAAGUGUCGUGCUCCGGCCGCGCCGAUGGCUGAAGAAGUCCGGCGAGAGCAGGGAGCUGCCCAGCGGGCUCUGCGCGAGCGGGCCCGCGGGACGGACGGCAGCAUGGCGUACAGGACGCUCUGGCUAUGCCCUCAGCCCCCGGUCCCGGCUCUCGAUGUCGAUGCUCGAUGGGCGGUGUCGAGUGUGCUGAACUCGAAGCGGCCUACGCAACUGCGCUGCGUCCCGCGAGCCUCCCCGGGCCCUAACAUCGACGACCCGAGGCUACCCUAA